This is a messenger RNA of Fusarium mangiferae, 4014 nucleotides long. RefSeq names its product related to cation translocating ATPases. NCBI's taxonomy places the organism in Eukaryota, Fungi, Ascomycota, Sordariomycetes, Hypocreales, Nectriaceae. The coding region runs from base 1 to 4014 and encodes 1337 amino acids. The transcript is spliced from 9 exons. The record is from RefSeq and is a predicted model, not a curated record. Gene Ontology annotation, biological process: intracellular calcium ion homeostasis. Gene Ontology annotation, molecular function: ATP binding; ATPase-coupled monoatomic cation transmembrane transporter activity; P-type ion transporter activity. Gene Ontology annotation, cellular component: membrane.
AUGGAUGAAGACGCUCCUCUUAGCCCUGAGCCGGGCCAAGAUCAUGGCCAUCGCCGCCAUCGCGCAUCCAAUGCCAAUGCCAAUGGCAACGGUCGCACUGGACUCUAUCGAAUGAGCUCUAACCAGAGCAGGUCGAGCAUCUUUGAAGAUGUUGAGAUGGCGCAUGAGGAGCUUUUCUCUGGUCCUGUUGCCGAAAGUCUUCCCACCAGUGUAUCAGCAUUUUCCCAUCGACGACCUCGUGCCGAUUCGACUGCCAGCUUCGCCUAUUACGAUGACGACAACGAAGGAUUUCCCGAUGAUGAUGACGCCGAGAGUGUAGCUGUGCAGAGUAUUGCUGGCGAUUACAUUCGGCGCAGCGUUUCAGAUAUCGCAGACUUGGAAUUCGGUGUUGAUGGUAACGAGGAAUAUGAUGAAUCCCCAGAGCGAGACUAUCGCAUUUCAGAAGACAAUUAUGCUCUGCGCAGACACUCAUCUGCAUACUCUCGCCAUUCGGUCAACGCCCAUCUCUUGCGACGAGAUAGUACAGCCACUGCCGGAAGCUUUCGACGCCAUGGGCGUGUCAGUCAAAAAGUUUAUCUAGAAAACGAGGAUCUCACAAUCGUCAUCGCCGGUUUCAAGACAAGCAAGACCGGCUCUGCGAUCUAUAUCUCUUUGUGCAUCCUUACCUGCGGUCUCGCUUAUCUCCUCUUCCGAUGGUUGCCCCGGUGGUACGUUGGUCUGCUUGGACAAGCAACUUCGCUUGGCGAGUGCGAAUGGGUCGUGAUAGAGAACCAAUGGGGUGAACUUGUCACUAUGGAUGUUCGAUCUCAGAUCUACGGCCGACCUUUGUCAACAGUCUUUGGCCUGCCAGAGAAAUUCUACUCCGAUGCAUUGGACGAGGAUGUUGACCCUAUCAUUGACGACCUCCGAACACUGGAUUACCGCUACAUUCGACUGUGCUUCCACCCUCUUAAAGACAAGUUUAUGCUCUUCAAUGGUUGGAAAGACCCCAACUGGACCGAUGUGCGACUGACCCGUGCUGGUCUGGACACUGAUGAAAGGGGAGUCCGUGAAGUUGUCUUUGGCAGCAACCUCAUCGAUAUCGAGCAGAAGACGACUGGACAGCUUCUGGUGGACGAAGUUUUGCACCCUUUUUACGUAUUUCAGAUCGCCAGUCUUAUCCUAUGGUCCAUGGACAGCUACUACUAUUAUGCAAUUGCUAUCUUCCUCAUGUCGGUUGGUAGUAUUGCUGCCACCCUCAUUGAGACUCGAGCUACCAUGAAGCGUCUCCGCGAGAUCUCGCGAUUCGAAUGUGAUGUGCGAGUUCUGCGAAACGGUUUCUGGCGAUUUAUCAGUUCAAGUGAACUGGUCCCUGGAGAUGUCUACGAAUUGAGCGAUCCCAGUUUGACACAGUUUCCCAGUGACAGUCUCUUGCUCACCGGUGACUGUAUCGUCAAUGAAAGCAUGUUGACUGGCGAGUCUGUUCCCGUUUCGAAGUUGCCAGCCACCGACGAGACUUUGCGCACGAUGGAUCUGGGAGCGUCCUCAGUUACCCCUGAAACAGCCAGACACUUCCUGUUUUGUGGUACCAAAAUCAUCCGCGCCAGAAGGCCUCAGGAAGACCAAGGGGACGACGCCGUUGCGCUCGCCCUCGUUGUCCGGACUGGUUUCAACACUACAAAAGGUGCCCUGGUACGAUCGAUGCUGUUCCCUAAACCCUCAGGUUUCAAGUUCUACCGCGAUUCAUUCCGGUACAUCAGUGUCAUGGCUAUUGUUGCUGCUAUCGGAUUCUUGGCUUCCUUGGUCAACUUUAUCAGACUUGGUCUUGCAUGGCAUCUCAUUAUUGUGCGAGCGCUCGAUCUCAUCACAAUUGUCGUGCCUCCUGCCCUGCCUGCCACUCUGACGAUCGGUACCAACUUUGCUCUUAGUCGACUGAAGAAGAAGCAGAUCUUCUGUAUCAGUCCUCAGCGAGUGAAUGUUGGUGGAAAGAUCGACAUCAUGUGCUUCGACAAGACGGGAACGUUAACGGAAGAAGGACUUGAUGUUUUGGGUGUUCGGGUCGUUGAUCGUAACUCAAAGAAAUUCAGCGAGAUUGUAACCGAGCCUCAGAUGCUUUUGGCUGAGGCAACACGACAGAACGCCCAGGAUACCUAUCGCGCCGCAUUGCACACAAUGGCCACCUGUCACUCUCUGCGGUCCGUUGAUGAUGAACUAGUCGGAGAUCCACUGGAUCUCAAGAUGUUUGAGUUCACACGCUGGACAUACGAAGAAGGAAAGCAGAAUGCUUCCGAGGAAGAUGAGGAGCAAGGUGGACUGGCGCCCUCUAUUGCACGACCUCCUAACGGCAACAUCGAGCUCGGAGUACAGAAGUCUUUUGAAUUCGUUUCAAAUCUGCGACGUGCCAGUGUCAUUGUUCGACCAUUCGGUCAGAAGAGUGGUGACAUCUUUGUCAAGGGAGCCCCCGAAGCAAUGAAGGAGAUCUGUCGCCCUGAAAGCUUUCCCGAUGAUUACGACGAGCUUCUGUCUUGGUAUACCCACAAAGGUUACCGUGUCAUCGGUGUCGCCAGCCGGCAUCUCAAGAAGCUCAGCUGGGUUAAGGCUCAGAAGAUGAGUCGAACUGAAGUUGAGAGUGAUCUCGACUUUGUUGGUUUCAUUGUGUUCGAGAACAAGCUUAAGCCCACAACAGCCGCAGUUCUGGAGGAGCUUCUGGCGUCCAAUAUUGGCGCAGUCAUGGUAACUGGUGACAACAUCUUGACGGCCAUUAGCGUGGCCCGAGAGUGUGGUCUUAUGGACCGAAAGGCUCAUUGCUUCGUGCCACGCUUCAUUGAGGGUGAUUUCCGUGAUGCGGAGGCCAAGAUUCAAUGGGAAAGUAUCGACAACAACCUCUAUCACUUGAAUGAAAAGACUUUACUUCCCUUACCCCCUCCCCCAGAGGCGGAUGCUUCACUGCCCUUUGAGAUCACCAGCCUUCGUAACUAUACUUUGGCUGUCAGUGGUGAUGUGUUCCGAUGGAUGGUUGACUUUGCGUCGCCACAAGCACUUCAACGGAUGCUUAUCAAUGGUAAAGUGUUUGCCAGAAUGUCACCUGAUGAGAAGCAUGAGUUGGUCGAGAAGCUGCAGAGCAUUGAUUACACAUGUGGCUUCUGUGGUGACGGAGCAAACGACUGUGGUGCUUUGAAGGCCGCAGAUGUUGGUAUCUCUUUAUCUGAGGCAGAAGCUUCUGUGGCAGCUCCCUUUACUUCUCGUGUGUUUGACAUUCGCUGUGUAUUGGAAGUUAUCAAGGAGGGUCGAGCCGCUCUGGUCACAAGCUUCAGUUGCUUCAAGUACAUGAGUUUGUACUCGGCAAUUCAGUUCACAUCAGUCACAUUUCUUUAUGCCAGGGCUUCCAAUCUGGGAGACUUCCAGUUCCUCUUUAUUGAUCUCGCCCUUAUUCUUCCGAUCGCUAUCUUCAUGGGAUGGGCGGGGCCUGCUCCAAGACUUUGCCGCAAGCGACCUACUGCGGACUUGGUCUCACGAAAGGUUCUCACGCCUUUGUUGGGAUUCAUGCUUAUUUGCAUCUUCUUCCAAGCUGUGACGUAUGUCACUGUCAAGGAGCAGCCCUGGUAUAUUCCUCCCGUGGUGCACAAGGAUGAGCCUAGCAUUGAGAACUCGCAAAAUACGGCACUCUUCCUGUUCUCUUGCUUUGAGUAUAUCCUUUCGGGAGUCAUUCUUAAUGCUGGACGCCCAUUCCGACAGCGAACCACACAAAACUGGCCAUUUGCCAUAACCAUCUCCAUCGCCCUCUUGAUAACUGUUUACAUGAUCCUGACUCCUGCUCAAUGGGUCAUCGACCUGAUGCAGUUGACAGACAUGAGCUGGGACUAUGAACUGUUCCUGAUUGGAUUGGGUGCUGCGUACUUUAUCGUGGCCUGGGCUUUUGAGCACUUCCUUGCCCUGAGACUGGCUCGAUUGAUAGGCUCAAUCAAGCAGUCAGUGACCGGAAAGGCCAAGAAGCGCAAAGAGUAUAAGGUGAUUGCGGAAGCAUCUCGGAUUUAA